CAGCCCUCCCUCCUUCCCUCUCUCCCUCAGUCCGACAUAUGCUGAGCGGGCGAGCAGCCGCAGUCCCGCAGCAGCCCCGGCUGGAUUAAGUUAUAUAAGCCCUCCCCCGGCCCGCCUUGCGAGAGGGGAGGGGGCUGCCUUUCUCCUUCUCUCUCGCUGGCUUUGAUUGCCGCUCAGGUUGGCGGCGGGAGCGGGGCUGCGGCUGGCGCGAGGCCCAGGCCUCAGGCUUCGGGCUUCGGACUCGGGCCUCAGGGUUGCCAUGGUGACGAGCGGGAGGCGGCAGCAGCAGCAGCAACGGCGGGGUUGUCAUCCGUGAGGGAGAAGCGGGAGAAGGAAGGCAGGAGGGAAGGCGACGAGGCUCCUUCUCCGCCGCCUCCGCCAUGGACGACGGCGCCCCCGAGCCCACCACGGUGGGCGAGCAGCAGCCGCCUUCGGGGAAGCUGAACAAAACCGCCUUCAAGCUGUUCAAGCGGAGGAAAUCCGGCGGCGCCAUGCCAAGCAUCUUCGGCGUGAGGAGCAGCAAAGGCAAAGGCGACGGAGGAGGAGCAGGCGGAGAGAGAGCGGCGGUGGCGUCGCCUGUGCCUGCUCCCGCGGGGGGCCUGGUGAGGAGCAAGACCCACGACGGCCUGGCCGAGGUGGGCCUGGAGGGCGCCGCGAAGAAGGAGAAGGAGGCCGAGGAGGCGGAGGCCCCUGCGUCCCCGCCGUCCUCGUCCCCCUCCUCCUCGGCGGCGGUGGGCAAGUCGCACAGCUUCUUCUCCCUCCUGAGGAAAAACGGCGGAGGCGCCAAAGGAGAGAGGCCUAAAGGUCGAGGAGGAGGAGGAGGAGGGGGCCUCAAGGGCCUCUUCAACAGCAUGAGGUGGUCCAGGAGGGAGACCCACAAGCCUGUCGGAGGGAAGGGCGAGGGCGGAGAUGGCCCAGGCCUCAUGCCAGGCUCCCUCACUGCCAGCCUGGAGUGCAUCAAGGAGGAGGCGCCGCCACCACCCAAACAACCGUUGCCACCAUCCUCUGGAGAAGGUUCACCAAAAGCCUCCCCGUCUCUGCUGCUGGACUCUGAUGGAGACAAGGCUCCGGAGCUGGACGACACCUGGGAGCUGAUGCCCGCCUUGCUCAGCCCCCUGGGAGAGGACCUGCCUGGGAUGCUGGCCCAGGUGAAGAAGGGCAGCGGCCUGGAGUCACCGCCACCUUUGAGUGGACAGCAAGAGAAGCCCCAGGAGGAGGAGGAGGAGGAGGAGGAAAAGGCCGCUUCUGCCGCCAUAACAGGAUGUGGGGACAUUAUUGCGGACCACGAGGGCGACGCGGGUGGCGGUGGCGGUGUCAGCGGAGGAGGCGGCGGCAGCAGCAGCAGCGAGAAGAGCGUUCCUGGGGCCUCCAAAAAGCCUGUCAGCGUCGGCGGUGUGUUAACGUACCAAGGGGGUGGAGAGGAGAUGGCCAGCCCCGAGCAAGUGGGGGACACCUGUGCCCCGGAGUUCUGGGAUGUGUUGUCUCAGACAUCGAGAGGGAAAGAAUCCCCCAAGGCCUCCAAAGAGGUCAACGGUGCCAAAGGCGUGCAGGACGGAUCCGCGUCCGGGCAGCACGUCGGUUUCAACCACAGCCACAAAGAAGACCAGAAAAGCCGAGACAAGGAGCAGCAGGAAGCUAUCCCCAGCGGUGAUGAGGGCUAUUGGGAUUCCACCACACCUGGACCUGAGGAGGACACUACCAACAAUAUCCAGAAAGAGGUGAUUCCCAGGGAUAGCUACAGUGGGGAUGCUCUCUACGAUCUCUACACAGAACCAGAGGAAAACACAGCCACCACAACUUCGGCAGAAGACGUCGCCACUGGGACCUGUGGCAAACCACUGUCUCCAGUGACGACCACGUGUCCGGUCAAAACCCACACGACAUCACUCAAGGACUCCAAGAUACCCAUCAGUAUCAAGCAUUUUACAUCACCACACAGCAGCCAUGGCCCAGAUACCAGUAACAGCCAUCACAUUGCACACCAUCACCCAACCAAAAGUGAGAUCCCAAGAACAAAAAUACCCGUUUCUAAAGUGCUCGUACAGCGGGCCGGUUACCGAAGCUUAGCAGGGACAACAGGUAAAGCAGCCACAUAUCAUGAAAGUGCCAAAAAAUAGAAGGAGGUUACGAAGGAUCAUGCAAGUCUUUACAGAAACACAUUAUAGUAAGUGGUUUGGCAGCACCUAAAGGAAGAGAUCUACACGUGUCUUCUGUGAAUAUAAGGGACACAUGCUUCUGAAUUCCAUCUUCAUAUAUAGAGUAUAUAUGUGAUACUAGGUUCUUUUGGGCACUUUUUAAACAUUUGUAUCUUUCUCUGAAGCACUAAACCAUUUGGGAGACCACUUUUCCAUGCCUUUUGUGGAAGCAGGACUUUGGGAAUAUUAUCAAUAAUGCAAACAUGUGCCAUGAAUACUUCAACUCGAAUGGAGCUAUAAGAGAGAGGACCAAAAGCUUUCCUGCAUAUAUGAUGGGUUUUUUAAUUUUACUUUUGUUUUAAAUAUUUUUGGCCUAUACUGAAAAAUGAUGCCUGCUCUAAUAAUGUGCAAAAUUGUCAAGCAAAAUGAUAAUAAUUAUAAUAAUAAAGGCAACAACAGUAAAACACCAGGGAUUUAACCUGAGAUUUAAAUAGUACUAUCAACCAGCAAAAAAUUCAACUGGUGAAAGGUAGCAGAAUAAUGAGUUAGGUGGAUUUCUAUAAUAAGAUAUAUUUUUGUUUGUCUGUUUGUGUUGGAUCCGCCCUAAUGUAUGUGGUUAAUGAAGACAUCUAGUAAACUCUGAUGUUUACACCAGUAUUUUUCAGAUGCAGAAAAUAAUCAGGUUCAAAGGAAUAAUUUUCCUAAACACCACUAUAGAGACAUCUAUAAAAUUUUAUGCAUUAAAUUGUUCUUCAUGUAUUAAUAGAUGCAUAUGUUAAUUUUAGUGCUACUGUUUUUAUAUUAAAAUGUCUUUCUGUAUUUACUAGAGUUGAAGCAAAGUUAGUUUUUAUAGAUGGAUAAUUUUACAAUUCUAAAUUUAUGAACCUUUAAAAGUAGAGCAGAAUUUUAUAUGAGCUCUAACCCAGCAGGAUAAACAACUUGUUAAUCUUACAAAAGAUGCAUGCACAACUCCAAGGUUUUUCUAUCCUUUUGUAAACCCCAUGUUUUCAAGCAAAAAUAGAACACUUCUAUGUUUGAAAACAUGGGUUACUGCCUAAGGCUGCACAACCAUUGAAUACAUAUGUGUGUGUAUAUACAUGCAUAUAUUCCAAGAGAUUAAAUAUGUUUGGUGUAUUAAAAUUUAGUUUCCUGCUCCUCUUGAUUUAGUCUUAAAUGCUAUUUUAGUUUAGGAAAGAGAGGGAAAUUCACAAACUAUUGGUCCAAAACAUGGUUUUAUCACCAUGAAGGUAACAGACAUCUUAAUGGCCCUUGAAUAUAAGCAGUUCUACUGAAAUUUGAUUACUGUAUUGACAUUUUUUUUUCAGUGUGGCAGCAUCACAUGAUGUAACUAAAGUCCCAUUUUCAAUUUAAAUGGAAAAAGCCUCAUUGAGACCUAUGGAAUGACAGUGCUUAGAAAAAUCAAAAUAGAAAAACACUGGAGUAUUGUUUCAGUACAUCUGGAAAAUGGUUCAUAUUCCUUAUUAAAAUCAAAAUUUGAUCUUAAGAACUAUAUACUAUAUGAUCUAGAACAUCUUAAAUUUACUUAAAUCAGCUAAAUUUCACCUAGUUGAUAAUUUGUUUACUGUCACCUUUUUAUUAUGUAAUUGCAAGUAUACAAAAUAUACAUGUAAGAGUAUAUUUUGUAUAUACUAUUGCUGCAUGUCAAGAAAAAGUGAGAAUUGUAAUUUCGCCCAUAGAUAGGUUGUCUUUAUACCAUUGAUUUACACAGUAUUUGAGCAACCUGUAUAUGGGAUUUUAGAGAAGGACAGGCGCAUUUAUUUGCAAUGGUCAAGUUCCCAAAGAGCAACUUUAGGUACACCCAAGAACUUCCCAUAGGAUUUCCCCUUCUUUUGUACAAGUAUGGACAGCUGACAACCCUGCUCCACUCCCCAAAGGCUAUCAUAAAUUGCUUUUUAAAGAAGGUUCAUUUUUUUGCGUGACUUGCUUGUGAGGGGGUGAGAAACACAGCCAUCACCACACCCUUGGGCAUACCGGACUAGUUAAGUGGCUUUUUGAAUCUCAGCCAAGGCUGUUAUUCAAGUGGUCAAGUUCUAAAGAAUUUGGGAACUAGUUCUAUAAUGAUCCUAAGGGAUCUUUAGCCUUAUUUUCCCAAACAACAGCUUAUAUAUCACAUAAAAACUGCUUUUGAAAAUGGAGGUUCCAUUUCAAAAGUGAUAUGGCUGUUCAAAACAAAUGCUAAUUAGGCUAGAGAAUGUCUUUUCUAAGAGUAAGCAGAUAAUUUGGAUUCUAGUCAACAAUAUAUGUUGGUUGUGGCCAUCCAGAUACAGAUUAUGAUCCUCAAGCCAUUUGACUGUAGUGUAUAGUGGAAUAUUGUCUUUAAUGAUUUGUAGAUGCAUACAAGUUUGGGUCAUGUCUUCCAUUAUCAAAGAGGAGGGAAGCAAGAACCAGAUAGUCGUUUUUUACUCCAUGUACUGUAUUCUUUUCUGCUCUACUUAGACCCAGAAAGCUGUGUUACAGGAUGUUUCAUUUGGCAAUAAGUUUUAUUGUAAUCAGUCAGUCUCUCACAUACAACUUGUAUUUAGAACCACAGUUUUAAUGCACCCAUAACAGUGGUUUAUUCUAUAUACUUUUCAGAAUGUAUUUUUCAGUGGUUGCAUGUGCACCCUUUCACACAAAUAUAUUCUAUACAGGCAUGUGUAUUCCUAUGAACACAUAUUUUACAUGACACAUUUUAGUAAUGUGGUAAAGGGCACAUAUACUUCCAUAGACAGAAUAAAAGAUUCAGGGUACAUACAGCAAAUCUUGUGAAAUUGUUUUGACAAAUUACUUAUCUUUGCCAAAAAAAAAAAAGGAUUUACUUUUGACCUAAUUUUGCUUGGGUUUUGUUUUCUAAAAGAUUUAAGAUGGAGAAGGUAAUUGGCUCAUACUCCUUUAGUCCCUUCCUUUGAAGAUUGUGAAACUACAUCAGGCAAAAUGUCUUUCCUUUUGUAGCUGCAAUAAUGUGCAAAGAGAAUUUUGAUAAUUUGUGGAUAAUGAUUUAAAGCCUAAGCAUAUAACAGUUAUUCUCAAUUUCACAUCAGUGAAGGUCAUGCUCUCUGUGUGCAUGGUAUUUAUGCAGAACCAUUGAAAUAUUGCUUGUAUUGCUUCGAAGGAGAAAUUAGAUAAAGGAGCUAUGCAGGGUGUUGAAAGCUGAGCUGGAAAGAGAAUGUUGUGAUGGGCAGAGAUACUGAAUUACAGACCAUGAUUCAAGAGACCUUAUUUUUCUUGUAAUUUUCCUCACAAAUGUUUUGCUUAUCUGUAGUCUUCAUGGAUGCAGAAACAUUACUUCUAGGCAUAGAGAAGGUUCCUUUUGCAUUUAUGACCAAAAUACAAUUAUUUUUUAUUUAUUUUGUUUCCUUGCUCUUUUAGUUUUCAUCUUGCUCAUAUUCUUCAGAAAGCCGAAAAAGCACACUAAGGUGUAAUUCAUUACAACCAUAUUUUUCAUAAGUAAUAGAACCAAUGUUAAUGUCAGUACAUAUUUAGCAACACCUGUUCAAGUGUUUUGCAUAAUACAACGAUUGUGUGACCAGAAAUGCUCACAUGAUUUUUCUGAUAAUCACGAGCUGUUUUGUGCACAACUAACUAGCAGUAGUAGUUGUGUUUUGUUUGGGAAGCAUAUACACUGGUUGCAGCCUUACACACUAAUGGUGUUCCAGUGGUUUUAGUCUUGUGAUAUCACAACAGAGUUAAAUCUUUUUAAUGUAUGCCUUUGGAAAUAUAUUCAUGAUAAUAAACAGGAGAUGGAAAGUACCAAGGUUGCUGUACUUUUAACACAUAUAAGUGAAAUUGCUGAUUUCUGCAAGGAGUUAAAGAAGGAGUUGGUUUGUGACUCAAAGUGUUAAGGAAGUGGGAAGCGAGCAGUUUGUGGUUGCAUUUGUGGUUGUGAAUUGCAUUAUAGGGUCAGUGUAGACCCAUAUGAUGCAGCUGAACUGCCUUAUUUGGAUUUACACUAACUAUUUAAAGCAGUUCAAACUGAUCCAACCUGUAGCUAUCCGUUGAUACCACCUAGUAAGGCAGCAGUUCAUUUGUCUGCUAGCAAUGUUAAUAUGUUGUUGACAAUCACAUUUUGAAAAGAAAAGAGGAAACACAACUUGAAGUAAUGUGUUUUGUCAACUUUGGCUAUUAUUCUUAACCACAAAAGCAUUGGAUAUGGAUUGAUUCAUGUAAAAAAAUUGUUGGCAAGGAUGAUUCUGCAUUUUGAAGACAUAGUUGACAUGUUAGGCACUCAGAGUACAUUCACUGGGUAUGUGUGAAUGAAAACAAGCUUUGUGAGAACGAAGUUUUAUACCUGUCUGUCUUCCCCAAAUCUUAGAAUUCACUUGGCUGUUUCCAGAUCUGGCAGUCUGAAGAACAUUCAGGCACCAGUAAUAGAUGAAAUCCAGUUCUCCAAGUUACUUUGGUUUAAGAGAAGCAGCAGAAAGGUCUUCUCAGAGCUGCAAAAUACAAUAUGUGGAAGUGGCACAUUAUUCCAAUGACAUGUGUACCAGUGUUGCCUCUUUGUGCAAUGUGUGCCCUUCAUGCAAAUUCCAGUAUUUCAUCAUGUGCCCAUAUUUUGCCCCAUCAGCAGAGUUAUGUGCAUUCUACAUAAUACAACAGACUAGUGUUUUAAAAAAUGGCCCCAAAUCAUUCACAAAAUACUUACUUUGUGCAGUACACUGUUAUUACCUAUUUACUUAGAAGCAAGUCCUAUUCCUCAGGGCUCUUACAGGCAGUUGUGCACAGAAUUACAGCCUUAAGUGGCUGAUUAUUUUGAAUUCUUAAAUUCUGCAGUAUAUUCUGCAGUUAAUUUUUGCCAGGAUGUUUUUAUUUUUAAUAUGAAGAUUAUAUUUGUAUGUUAGAAAAUAUAAACAGUGCCUAAGGCAAUGCACUGAACAACAAAAAUUCAGGCACUAUGAUAGGUUAGUGAUUGAGAAAAAUGGUAAACUAUUGGAAUUCAAAGAAUGAAGCAUGAAAGGUUACCAUCCUGAUGGCAUUUUAUAGAGAUGUGCAUUUUAAUCUCUAGAUAUUUCUGUACUUCUACAGCCUUGAUAGGCAGAAAUGAUCUUCCAGGUCCCAAAGAUGCUGUAUUCUUUAAUAAUGAAGUCAUUAUUUUUAUUCUUUAAAGAAGGCUUUAUUUGUGUAGAAUUCUGCUUGGGAUGAUCUCUUGUAAAUUGUUACCCUGUAUAUAAUAUGUAAAGAGUAUGUUAGAUCAGGUAUUUGGCAUUUUAUACUCUUUUGCACUUGCAGGUCACCUUGUACAUUUAUAUGUUGUUAGAAUAUAUUAUGUAAUAACGUAUGGUUCAAGUAUUUUGUGUGGCAUAUGUUUUUUAAAUGACAUCUUUACCCAUUAUAAUGGUAUAUGAGCUGUUCUUUGUGAUCUUACUUUGCUCCCAUAGCUGUAAAGUUUGUUGCUCCAUAGGUGUGGCCUGCCUCUGAGACAAAGACUUUAUUCUCAUCUCAGUGCGCGUGCAUUUUCCUCAUUGGCAGGAGUCCACAAUCCACUUAUUCUGGUGCAAUUCAGAUUACUUUAGCCUGGGAUAAAUGGCAUGUGAACUGCAGCCAUUAGGAAUCAUAAGUGGAAAAAAAGCACAUGCAGGGGAUUUAAGACAGGCCUUGCUGUUAUGAGGCAAGCACAUAAUCAUUGUUAUCGAAGAGGUGAACUGAUUGUUCUGUAAACAUCCCUGCCCUGAUAUCUUUAGCUUAGCAAAAGGAGAGACUCUAGAUUUCUGAUCAUAAGCACAUCCUAAGAAGAUUCCUUCCGUGGUUAAUUUUUCAUGGCCUCUACUGAAUUAUUUAUCUAGACUAAAACGAUACUGCACCAAAGUCUUUGAAAUGUCUAAUUCUAAGGGCAAUUUGAGCAUAGUGCUUCUAUUCUAGAGAAGCCAAAUUGCCAAAACUAUAACUUAGUUUGGAAGUUUAUGGGACAUCCAGGUUCAAAGGAAGCCUAUUGUCCUUUUGAGCAGCAUUUCCAAGAAGAUAAUUUUGUUUAGAUGGUGGCAUGAAUGCGGCAAUUUGAUCAUACACUUGGUUUAGAAAUUAGACAUUUGUUCAACAGCAAAAAAAUGUUUUUUAAGGAAAUGGUACUAUAAGUAAUUUUUUAUUGUUAUUUCUGUGAAAUUCUGUUGCUCUUUCUUUAUAUGAGUAAAAAUAGUAUAUGAAAGUUGGAGGAAAAAUUGUAGAUUGACAUAUUUUGUGCAGUGCGUAGCGACAAUAUAUUCCACACCUAUUUAAAAACCAUUCAUUUGCCCACAUAUAAUAACAUUACCUUUUUAGAUAGCAGGGGAUAAUGCAGAUGCGUUGUUAGAAUAAUCUAAGAAUGGAUUCUGCUCAUUUUAUUGUCACUCAUUAUAGUGUAAUGCCAUAAUUAAAAUCCUGAAUUAGUCAAUUCAUGUCUCCUAAGAUGUAACGAUUUCAUAUUAAACAAAAACAAGAACCAAUUCCAUUACAAAAAAGUAGCCAUGUAGGAAGCUGAUGGGAGCCACAACAUAGAGGAUAGUAGCUCUUUGCUUCUAUGUUACAGAUGCAUUCUACCUGGCUAUACCUUGAAACUGAUUCUACUGUUGAGGGGGAUUUUUAACGUGAAUUGCUUAAACCCAUAAAUUAUCCUAUUUACAGCAGACAGUCUAUUUCAGCAGGAGGCAUUUGGAUUCUGAGAAUUGCUUCAAAGAGUGGGGAUUUCAUGAUUCCAAUCCGACCACCUCCUCCCCCCCCCAGCUUCUUCCAAAAUAAAAAUGCAAAUCUCUCACAUGUGUAGUUGGAUUUUGGUAGUUGUGCUGUUGUGUGGGUGUGAAACAAAUAAGCCUUGUCUCCACUCUCUUGGCUGAAAUAGCCUGAGAAAACACCCAGUCUUUCCAAAGAAUCCAAUCUGAGGGUUGCUUCAAAUGCCAUGUGCUUUGGGUCAUACUUUCUAGACUGACGUGUUGAAAAAUACAUCUUUUAUGGUAUAAGCACAGCCAGAGAGCCAGGGCUGUUUCACAAGUGUACAUUUAGGGCCUUUCCACAAGCCAUAUAACACAGAAUAUCAAAGCAGAUAAUCAAUAUCUGCUUUGAACUGGAUUAUCUGAGUCCACACUGCCAUAUAAUCUAGUUCCAUGUGGAUUUUAUACAGCUGUGUGGAAGGGGCCUUAGCGUCAAAUAUGAUCUUGUAUAACACCUUGGUAGUGGAAGUUGUUGUGUAUAAUAAUAGGCAGAACACGAGGUGUCCUGGCUUCAUGGUAGGAAUAGUAAGGGUAAAUCUGAACCCACUGAUUUUAGAGAAAUCCCUUUUGUGAUAGUCUUAAGUUCAUCUAUUCCUUUUUAGCCUUUAGUUUUACUUUAGCUUGAAAGCGUUACUGUGUUACCUAGCACUUUCACAGAACCUUCUAGAGCUGAUUGGGUUUAAAACCAUCUUUUUCUCCUAAUUUAUGUUGCUAAGACAACAUCAGAUUAAAAGAAGAGAUGUAAGGUAUUCUUAAAUCGCUGAAGUCAAGUACAGUAGAGUCUCACUUAUCCAACAUAAACAGGCCGGCAGAACGUUGGAUUAGCGAAUAUGUUGGAUAAUAAGGAGAGAUUAAGGAAAAGCCUAUUAAACAUCAAAUUAGGUUAUGAUUUUACAAAUUAAGCACUAAAACAUGUUUAACAACAAAUUUGACAGAAAAGGUAGUUCAAUACGUAGUAAUGCUAUGUAGUAAUUACUGUAUUUACGAAUUUAGCACCAAAAUAUCACGAUGUAUUGAAAACAUUGACUACAACAAUGCGUUGGAUAAUCCAGAACGUUGGAUAAGCGGGUGUUGGAUAAGUGAGACUCUACUGUACUGUAUGGUAUAAGAAAACCAGGUUAACUGGUAGUAGAAGUGAGAAGAAGCAAGUGCAGAGGACUGGGAUAUCGGCAGUCUGGUAUUUUACUCAUAAUCAUCCUUAAGGUUAGAUUUUUAAAAACCCCAGAUGAUAAUGACCUUUUAUUGUGGGUAUUAACGUAUUAUAAAAUGGUGCUAAAAGUGGACUUCAGAGUAUUGGGGGGAAGGGAAACCACAUGGGAGUCUCAAUAAAACAAAUAACCAUUUUAUUUUGUCAUUGGUGCCAACUUUUAAUGCAGUUGAUUAAGAUUGCAGUAGUGAUGAUAUAAGCUUGCUUUUUGCAGUCCCUGACUCGGCGUACCCCAGGAAACCCCAUCUGUUUGAAUGAGACUAAGCUGAAAAACAUGCAGUAUCUUGUGAUCUUACCAUCUAUACAUCUUUGUUAUAUUUCUGACUUUCUGUGUGGGUAUUUUGUAUAAUAAACUGUGAACAGCACCUGUUAGUAUUUCCAGCUUGCAGUGGAGUUUAUAUGUAAAAGGAAUUAUUGGUUGUUUAUGUUCCAUCAGCACAGACUUCUUCCUCUAUAUAUAGACUAGUAAGCUUUGAGCAUUCUAUGUUGGUGCCUUCUUCAAGAGACAUCUUUCUGUUAAUAGAUUCUGCUUGUUGUUUUACUUUAGUCUCCUUCCAGCACCAGCUGAGCAUUUUAAAGGUCUCUCUUUCCCAUUCUGCCAUGCUGUGUUUUCUCAUUGCCAGCAGUGUAGACUCCAUACACAUCCCUCUUGCUCCACUGCCAGUAAUGAUUACAUCCCGCUUAUCCUUCAUCCAAUUUGUUCUCUAUCAACAGUGUUUUCUCUGUGCUCAUCCCGGUUCACCCCAUGCAAAAUGUAUUUUCCAGGAACAUUUUUCCUUCCUCCCCUCCCCUUGCCAAAUAUGUGUUUUCUUUCGGCAGCCUAAGUACACUGCAGGCUGUACUUGCACUGGCUUUGCGCAUGUCACAUUGCAUCAGUAGUGUUUCUUUCAAUGAACAUCCUCAUCCGUGGAUUUUUAUGAGCAAUUCACUCCAUUUUGCUACCUCAUUGUUGGAAAUAUGCUCCUCUUUCCUUUCUCCAAAACAGCUGAAAUCUAUUAACCUUCCACAAAUGAUGUAUGGCUCUUUUUUAUUAUUGCUAUUGAAGAAUUCACUAGUAAAUAAUGCAGUGGUUAGAUGAUUCCUUUUUGUAUAGGAUGUAAUGUCUGUGUAUUGUAAAGAGCUUUUUUUUUUCUUUUUUCUUUUUGCAGUAUACGGUAGAAAGUGCUGUCGGCUUAUGUUUGAUUUAUCUCAAUACAUAAAUAUCCAAAGUGUACAAAUUACAGUGGCUGUCAGGGAAUAAGGAAGAUAGAAUUUGUCCUUUAAUGAUCUAAUUGUUCUGAUUGACGCUAAUGCGGUCAGUGCUUUAGGGCACGCACUCGGCAUCACUUAAUACAAAAUGGUUCUUACCUUAAUAAGCUUUAGCCAUUCUUUUAUGUACAGCAUCAAGGUAGUUAGUCAAUAUUAAAAGAUCACUCCACCCCAUUGCUUUCACUAUCUGUGCAUAGAUGGUAUGCAUUUGAACUAACAGGUGAUAUAAAACCAGAAACUCAUAAUUUUGCUGGAGUAAUUCAUCUCAAAUGAAAGGUUUGGUUUUGCAUAUGUGUCACAGAAGCUGAAAUGCAGAAACUUUCAUACUAAAAAGACUGACACUAAUGAAAAUCGAAUCUACAGUCUUCUAAUCAACAGCUCCACUUAGUUUUGAAGCUUUGUUUCACUGUUAAACAGACAUUUACACUGUUUUGUAUGCUGUUGUGAUGCUAUUUUUCUUCCUGAUCAAAAUGCCAAUCACGUCUUUCUCUCUUUUUGUUGUUUUUCCGUUUUAACAAGCAACCCAAUUCCAGGACUUAACCCUGGUGUUUAGCAUGUGCAAUUUGAAGCAAACACAAUCAUUGGCAUUCUUAAUUUAGCUUGUGAUGGCAGAAAUGGGAUCUGAUCCUUAGAAGUACAGUGAAUUCUAUGUGCUGUCUACUGUGCUUCUGCCUGCCCUCAUUUUGUAAUCUGUGAAAAAAAUUGUUUUUUUUCUCCUUUUUAACAUUAAUUGCUGUUCUUUAGCAAAUUGAUGGUGUUGGUUUAAGACUGUAAACAAGACCAACACCAUCACCACCCUAUUAUUAUUAUUAUUAUUAUUAUUAUUAUUAUUAUUAUUAUUAUUAUUAUUAAUGUUGGUCUGUGUUACAUUAAAGAAAUCACCACUGAAGAAUCAAA
Messenger RNA from Anolis carolinensis (green anole), 12164 nucleotides. It is a transcript of the gene amer2, whose product is annotated as APC membrane recruitment protein 2. Gene Ontology annotation, cellular component: plasma membrane. Bases 381 to 2117 code for a protein of 578 amino acids. Lineage: Eukaryota; Metazoa; Chordata; Lepidosauria; Squamata; Anolidae. The record is from RefSeq and is a predicted model, not a curated record. Gene Ontology annotation, biological process: regulation of canonical Wnt signaling pathway. The transcript has 2 exons. Gene Ontology annotation, molecular function: beta-catenin binding; phosphatidylinositol-4,5-bisphosphate binding.